Molecule: messenger RNA, 711 nt
Organism: Ornithorhynchus anatinus (platypus)
Lineage: Eukaryota; Metazoa; Chordata; Mammalia; Monotremata; Ornithorhynchidae
Gene: SNX21
Product: sorting nexin family member 21
Exons: 5
Coding region: 1-711 (236 amino acids)
Source: RefSeq, a predicted model, not a curated record
AUGGAUAUCUGGCGGUGCCCCGGCGCCCGCCACGCGCUCAGCAAGGACCUCGGCCUUAGCGGCAAGAGGCCGGCCCAGGGUGGGCGCCGAACAGGUAGCCCGGUCGUUACCCGUUAUCAUCUGUCGGAAAAUAAGUAUCUCGCGGCCGCCCCGGUGCCCGGUUCGGUGCCCGGCCCGCGGGAGGCGAUUAACGGGUGCCAGCGGAGCCCCCCUCCGGACGGUCCCCGCGGUGCCGCCCUCCUGACCCGGCAGCUGCGGGGCCCGUGGAGGAGAUCCCGCGGCGGCCUCGGGCCCCAGCGCCUGCUCUUCGAGGUGACCGGCGCCGACGCGGUCAGCGAGCCCCCCUCCGAGUGCGUGCCGCACACCGUCGCCCUGAGGCGGCCGGGCCGCCCGGACCGGCCUCCGGCCCGGCCCCGCCGCCGCCACUCGGACCCGGAGCGGCCGCGCCGCCGGCGGCGGGGUCGGGUCCGGGGGCCCGUGGCGGCCGCGCCCUUCCCCCGCCGGCGGCUGCGGCGCGACCCGGCCGCCGAGACCAUCGCCCGGCGCGGCCGCGCCAUCGGGCGCUUCCCGGGCCACGUGCAGGCCGUGCCCGGGCCGCGCCGCGGGCCUCCGCGACUUCUUCCUGCUGCUCAUCAAGGAGGCGCUCGACUGGAGGGGGCCGCUUUCCCUCGGAGUAAACGGGGACGAGCGCGGGACUCGGGCGUCCAAUGA